Messenger RNA from Quercus robur (English oak), 723 nucleotides. RefSeq lists its product as uncharacterized. The transcript has a single exon. The coding region runs from base 1 to 723 and encodes 240 amino acids. Gene Ontology annotation, molecular function: RNA-DNA hybrid ribonuclease activity; nucleic acid binding. NCBI's taxonomy places the organism in Eukaryota, Viridiplantae, Streptophyta, Magnoliopsida, Fagales, Fagaceae. The record is from RefSeq and is a predicted model, not a curated record.
AUGGACUUGCUCUGGUAUGUGGUGAUGAUAGCUCAGUGGGAUCACAGAAGGGUGGAAAAACUGAUGGUGGUUGCUUGGGCAUUGUGGUCGAACCGGAAUGAAUGCAGGAAUGGUGGUGCGCAAAAGUCAAGUCAAUCUUUAGUGCAUGAUGCGUUGGAGUAUUUGGGCGCUUACCAGGCUUGUAUACAUGUCACGGACUUGAAGAAGCCAGCUGGGGCAGCAGUGUGGACGCCUCCCUCUCCAGAUUGCUACAAAAUAAAUGUGGAUGGGGCUGUGUUCAAAGAGCAGAAAAUGGCAGGGGUGGGGAUUAUAAUUCGAGAUGAUGCAGGCCAGCUGAUCGGAGCCUAUAGUAAAAAGAUUGAAGCUCCUCUAGGUGCCAUUGAGGUUGAAGCUAAGGCGGUUGAGAUGGGUCUUCAAUUUGCCAAAGACAUGUCUAUCCAGGACUUCACGCUAGAGUCUGAUUCUUUGUCACUGGUUAAUGCUCUCAGGGACUCUUCUCCUCCACCUUUAUCUGUGGCUGCUCUGGUCUAUAGUUCCAUGAGUGUUGCUCAUAGUUUCCGUAGUGUGAAUUUUGCCCAUAUUGGUCGCAAGGGCAAUAGACCAGCACAUUUACUAGCUAGACAUGCUUUAGGCAUUACUGAUUUUUCUGUUUGGGUUGAAGAGAUUCCUUGCUUCCUUGAACAAGCUCUCAACCAGGAUGUAUUGGCCAAUUCUAUUGAUUAA